Ruditapes philippinarum (Manila clam) is the source of this 1420-nucleotide messenger RNA. RefSeq names its product integrator complex subunit 15-like. The transcript has 7 exons. The record is from RefSeq and is a predicted model, not a curated record. The coding region runs from base 127 to 1308 and encodes 393 amino acids. NCBI's taxonomy places the organism in Eukaryota, Metazoa, Mollusca, Bivalvia, Venerida, Veneridae.
ACAACUAAUUGCUACUCCCUUUGCAUGGAAUUUUUGCGGGAACCAGGCUGAUAUCUGCAUCCGGGUACGAAAUUUCGUCCUUGCUAUGAAACUAGUGUGAGCUCAACAGUGCUCAAAAGAAUCUAAAUGAGUGGUGUAGUGAAGAAACUUCAGUAUCUGGAGUUUCCAGAAUGUACAAAAGAAGCCCUCAACUACUUAGUGAGGACAUGUGCCUCAGAUCCCCACAGGGGUGUUCCAGGAAGGUCCUCUGGUGGUGAAAAUGUUGCAUCUGUGGUUGCACAAGAUUACAUUAUUGAAAUUUCAAGAAAGAAAGGCCAUAAAAAUAGGAAACUGAAUUCAGUUAAUGAACUUCAACUUCUUGAGAUGUUAUGUUCAGCUUUACAAGAGGCUCCAGAACAUGCUUGUUACAGUGUAUUCACUGCCAUAUUUGGUGGCCAUGUUGACCCAGUUAAAAUCAGUCUUAUGACCAAACUGGUAUCCAUGGCAAUAUCUAUCAGCUGCAGUCCUGUGCUCGGAUGUGCUGCCUUAUGGAUGCAGGAGCAGGGAAGUCAGAGUCAGUGUGUUUGUGAUUUGGCCCAGAAAUUGGUAGAUGACUACUGCAUGUUGUAUCCAAAUGUUAGCAAGGCAUUCAAGAACCUGCCUAAAGUAUCAUCAUUGUUUACAUGCAAUUUUAUGACAGCCCUGACAACUAUCUACCCUUAUACAGAUGCCAGCAAGUCACCUCCUCCAGUUUUGUUAGAGUGUUUUGUAGACUGGAUCUCAGCUGAUUCUUGUUUGUGUUCAGACUCUGUAAGACUUGUGCGUAUCCAGUCAACAUUUACCUGUCCAAUCGGUGGACUGGUACGCUGGUGCAUUCUUGGACCUCUUGUGACAAAUAGUAUUGAUGCAGACACAAAAACUUCAGAAAUAGUAAAAAGUGAAAGACCUAGUGCUUCAAAGACAGGGAAAUUCUCUUCUGAGAAAUUGCAGAGUUUAUUUUCAAGGUUACACCUUGCAGUGCUUCAAAGCUUACAAGCUUAUAAAAGUAUGGGACUCCAAGAGCAACUUUUGACAUUUACAGAUCUAUUUAUAGUGUCAAAGACACUAGCAGUAUUUUAUAAAGGUGGACAAUGCACAGAGCAGUUAUUGUCUGUUGUAAAUAUUUCCACAGACAGACUUUCUCAAAUUAUACAGGUUGCGUUGACUACCAACAGUCUUUCAGAAAAGUUUGACAUACGCCAAGUGUGUGAAGGACUACCACAGAACAGGUUGUUGCAAAUGAUUGUGUCAAUGAGAUAUGGAAAACAAGAAGCAAUGGAUUUAUCAUGAGACAUUUAUAGCUUAAGUGUGUCAGCUUUCUUCAUAGAAAAUAAAAAUGACUAUACAAAUACCCUGUAUAGCAUUAAAGUUUCAAUGAAUAAAUAAAUAAAUAAAAUAGUCA